Molecule: messenger RNA, 1209 nt
Organism: Cuscuta campestris
Lineage: Eukaryota; Viridiplantae; Streptophyta; Magnoliopsida; Solanales; Convolvulaceae
Source: the annotation of a GenBank genome assembly
CCGACAUCUUCAAGUAUUCGUCGAACAUAUCAGAUGACGUCCCGUACGCUAACUGAUGGAGCCCGGAAGUGCACUUCCGGACACUACUAAACCCGCAUCGGCCUCUUGCAUCAAAGCGUUGGGUGAACCAAGGAACCUCGCGUUCAACAUCGGCAAUCUUGUUAAUGUUGUUACGGCUCGAUUUGUUACUCUUCGUGAUGAGGCAAGUAAGAAUGGGCUCAAUGUCACUGACCAACAAAUAUGGUACUCGCUAGUCCAGGGCCACAAUGCAAAGAAUUGGGUGUCUGGAGUCGGUGACUAUGAGCUUCAAAUGAGAAAGUUGAAGUCGUCAUCCACCCGUCGUCGCUGUAGCUCUUCUGCUAGUAGCAAAACUGGAAUUGAGGCCCUAAAAGAGCAGAACCAACGCCUCCAGGAACAUGUUGAUGCCCUCACCUCCAAAUUCACCACCAUUCAAGAGAACCUGAAAAGGUUAUAUGGUGGUAACCAUCCACCACAAGACGAUGACAGUGGAACCGGGGGAGAAGGGCAACCAAGAGCCAUUUGUUAGACACGGGACAAAGGAGUACGGUCAUACGGAGUAUUUUUUGGGGAGUAUUUCGACAAUCCCGCCUACCCUAAUACCGGCAAAACACGGAGUAUAUUCCCUCAAUUCCUCCACAAUUUCGAUCUUUCUCAUCUCAUUUGUAACCUCUCUUCUCAAGCUCCGCCUUCUUCAAUCGCCUCGUUUUUCUUCAAUCCUCGGUCUUCUUGAACGAUCACACACCUCUUACAAGUUUAGAGCAGAAUUGAGAGCUAUAUGAUGAUGUUUAUGAACCUGCUAAACAAAGUUUUAUUCAGUUCAGAAUCACGGGGAAGAAUAUGAAAACCAAAUCCUGAUUGCUGGUUUAACUUUCUCUUCAUCGAACUGGUCGCUGAUCAAGGCUCAAUAUACAAAAUACGCUUCCAUUGACUCCUUGGUUGAGAAUUGCAAUCAAGAUAUAUAGAAGUGACAACAUGAUGUCAAGAUAAUAGAUCGAUGUUGUUGAUGAGAGGAAGAUUAUAUUUUAGAAUAUUUUUGGCAAAAAAACAUGUUUAGUAUUUUUUAUUAUUACUAUUUCAAACCUCUAUUAUAUGAUUGUGAACCUUUGUUUGAAAUUAUGGGAACCAUAUCAUAUAUUCUGUUUUUAUUCAUAACAGAUGACUUUUAGUUAAUAAAUCUUUAUAGUAAUU